AGAAUAUAUAUAACACAGAGUUGUUCAAACUUAUUUUAUAUUUUCUAGUAUUCGUGUGGGACAAGUUCUUAAUAAAAUAGAUUUUUUAACAAAUAUAAAAAGAAAAUAUAGUUAUUAAGUCAUUUUAAUCAACAACCUACGCACUUUUGUCAAUUUCUGUCUCAAAAUAAAAAAAUUAAUUACAAAAGUUUACAAAAACAAUCAACAACAGCGAUAUAAUGGCCAACAUUUUGGAAAAUCAAUUGGCUGGUCUAACACAAGUUAUUGAAAAACAAUUGGAUGAACAAUUGGAACGUUUCGAUAAUUUAGAUAAGGAUGAUCUUAAAACUUUAAGAGAGCAACGUAUCAGAGAGAUGAAGGAACUGAAUACAAAAAAGCAAGAAUGGUUAAAAAAUGGUCACGGCAAUUACACAGAAUUGGCCGACGAAAAGGAAUUCUUUGAAGUCUCGAAAAAAUCUCCCAAUAUUGUUUGUCAUUUUUAUCGAGAUUGUACAGAACGUUGUCGUAUUGUCGACAUGCAUUUGAAAAUUUUGGCUGGCAAACAUAUUGAAGCAAAAUUUUGCAAAGUAAAUGCUGAAAAAUCACCAUUUCUUACACAACGUCUACGCAUCAAAGUAAUUCCCACCAUAGCUUUGAUUAAGGAUAGUAAAACAAAGGAUUUCAUUGUCGGCUUUACCGACUUGGGUAAUUGUGAUGAUUUCUCAACUGACAUGCUCGAAUGGAGAAUAGCACAGUCUGGUGCCAUAGAUUACAAGGGUGAUCUGAUGACACCGCCAGAUGUUAAAAAGAAAACAUAUAUAAAUCGUCCUAGAAAAACUAUUCGUGGUGGUUAUGAUUCAGAUGAUUCCGAUAUUGAUUUUGAUGAUUAACCUGUUUUCACACUUAUCGAAAUAGUUUAAAAAGAAACUAGUGUUAGAGACUACUCAUUUUAUUUGUUUUCAUACAUUAGUCUGUUGUAUUGCCUGCCUGCCUUUUCUUUUUGCUGUUUUCCCCAAGUGUCUUCUUUUUCUUAAGCUCUGGUUUGAAAGUUUAAUAUUCAAACUUUAUUUGAUUAACAAAAUGCUUAUAAAUCAAAAUGUAUUCAACAAAAUUUGUUUGUUUAAUUGCAAGAAAAACCCUACAAAAACAUGAUAAUCUUUUUUUAUAAUAAUUUCUUACUAUUAACAUUCUCUUGAUUUUAGACAUGAAGUAUUUUUUCUUGUCUUAAUUAAAUUAAAAAAAUUCCUAGUUUUAUAACUACAAAAUUAAGUAUUGUUUGUGUUUUUUAUUUUUGCAAAAUGUCUUUUAUAAAAAGUAGCACAAAAUUAUAAUAAAAACAUUAUUAAUAGGAUUAAAACUAAAAAGACAACUUUUUCGUAGAAUUUAGAAUAAAACAUAUUUUCUUAAUGCAAAAUAAAAGUAAUAUACAUACAUUAUAAUAAGCAAAAUUAGCAACAUCAAAAAUUUAAACGUAAACAUCCAUAAAUGUUCAUAUUUACAUGGACUAACUAAUAACAUAUAUACAGCUAUUCAGAGGGUUUUAGAAAUAAAGACAAAUUUUCAUAAAACCAUCCAAAUGGGAAUUGUAAGCGAUUAUAGUCCUAAAGAAAUAGAACGUAUAUUUUCAUUUAAACAAUAGUGCAUACAUACAUAAUUAUAAAAUACAAAAAUUCCUAUUUUUAUAGUGUCAAAGAAUUAAAGCAAAAUAUACGAUAUUCAUUCACAAAUCAAAUUUGACUUAACAAAAAAAAAAAAAAAAAAAAAAAAAAACAAAAUCUCUACUUAUUUUAUUCGUUCUCUUAUUAAUAAAAUAAAAAAUAAUCUUAAUUUAUUUUUAUAAUUUUAAAAUGUAAUAUUUUUUUAAAUUAAAAUAAAAAAUGCAUGUAUAAGUUUUUUUAUGUUCAAAACAAAUAUUUUGUGGCUUUAAUCAUAGAUAAACAGAUAUGUAAAAUUUAAAAAUUAAUAACUUACAACAAUGCAGAAUACAAUCGUAAAGCAUUGAAACAAAAUGGAAUUGCUUCUUUUUUUAUUGAAAUUCCUUUUAUUGUUUGAUUACCAGUUUUCGAUCGUUGUGUAACUGAAUGCAGAAUAGGGGUGAAUAUAAUUGGGAAUUUUAGAUAUAUAAAUAGAGUUUUUAUAAUUAAAUUGAGGAUUUUUAUAUUGCAUUGGAAAAAUACCAUACAAAUUUUUAUAAAAGAAAGAAGCCCUAUUGUCAUUUUAUGAAUACAAUUUUUUAGAAAGUUUCUCCUAAGUUAUUAUAAUUGGAUAAUAAUUGUCAAUAAGAAAAAUUUGAAUUUUGUAAUGAAAAAAAGAAAUAUUUGUCCUUCUCUAUGCCAUACCAAAAGUACUCGUCAAUAAUUCUUGCACACAUAAUACUUUUGGCAAACGAACGAUUAUACUGAUAUUAGUUUAAAUCGGCCCAUAAUAUAACCUAAGCCCCAUACAACGGGUUCUUUCUAAUAUAAUUAAGGUUAACCCAGAUUAGUUCGACCUAUGUUAUUACAUAGAGAUUUGAAGCCUCGAACAAAAAUUAAUCAAAAGUAUUAUUUGGUAUCCAUUAAUUUAAUAUAUCUAACCUUAAACAAGGUAAGUAGAUCUGAAUAAAGGCAAGCAAUUGAUGCAAAUAACUUGGAAACUGCUAUACGAAAUAAUAAAUUAGAUUAGUGCGAGUCAGAUAAAAUUAUUGGGCUAUAGUUAGUUUGCAAUGGUACACAUUUUUUAACUGCAUUUUCGACCAGUUCCCGUAGAACGAUACAUAGAAAUUUAAACUUAAACUGGUGCCAAAUUUUAUGAUACAUUAAAGCCUGGUGUUAUAAAUGAUAUUUUUAAAUAAAGUUAUUCUCUCUUUCUUUCUUUCUUUCUUACAAUAAAUAUAUACCUUAUUUCUUAUUUAAUACAAAAUUGAAUUGAAUUUGGAAUGAAUUAAUUUCCUAUUCAUGUCAACAACCCAUCCCUGUUUUAAGUGAACAACAGAAAUCUGGUAGCACGCUUAAACGGCAGAUAACAAAAGUCAAAAACAGCUGUAACAUACACAAAACAAACUAAGAUAAAAAACAACAAUAAAUUACAUUUUAUCCCUCCAAAAGAAACCAUAAGAAAAACAAAAUAAUUAAAACUUUGGACCCCAAUUUUAAAACCCCUCCCUCCUACAAUUCAGUUAAAGAACCUGAAAAACAAGCAAAAGAAUACUAGUAGUAAAGUGAAAGUAAAUUAGUAUGGUUUUGGAUUGCAAGUGACAAAAACAGUUGUGCAGACAUCAGCGUAAAAGCCGGUUGCUUGGUUGAUUCAUUGAUUUUUAAAACCAAUUCGUUAUUCGUCCAAGAGUUGCUAUUGUACAUUUUGUGGAUACGGAAUAGGUAUAAAACAGUAAACCAUACGAGAAAGCUUAACAUUGAUGACAAAUCCUAUUUGCUUGUUCACUAGCUAGUUUUGUGGGCUUGCUUAUACUAUGAUGAUGUGGAUGAUGAGCUCAUAGCAUCAUAAUUCCUUUUUACUUAAAACAAAAACAAAACAACUGUUUAGUUGUACUCAUCUGUGGUAAAUAAAACAUGCGCACGCACGACCUUAGAAAAUACAUAGUAAAAAAUCUAAAAAUCUCAACGAAACAGACACAGAAACACAGUAGAAAUGAAAAACUAGUUUGGAGCAAAUAAACAUUUAGUUUUCAUGGGGAGAAAAUACAUUUUACGGAAUUACUUGAGUUAGUUGUUCGUGGUUACGUGUUACGUUUGCAUUAAACUCAAUGAAAAAACGCUGGAAUAGAAAUUAAGCAAAGAAAAAAACUGUCAAGUGGUGGUGGUUUGUUAAAUACAAAGUUUUUUUGCUUAAUAUUUUAUUUUGAUGACGAAGUAGUAUAAAAAAUAAAAAAAAAAACAAAAAACAAAAAAAUAAAAUAAAAAACAGCAAAUUUAUGGAAUAUAUUUUUGAAAGCUGUGAUUCAAUACUUCAAAACUCAUAAAUUAUUAGAAAAAGAGAUAACGAAUUAUUAACAAACAAAAUAAAUUAAAUUAAAACAAAUAAGCUGAUUCUUGGCAAAAUUACGAAAAAAAGUGAAAAAUGCUAUAAAAUUACAAAAAAUCAAUAUUUUAGCAAAAAACUAAAAAAAACAAAGUCAUAUAACUAACUACAAUACAUACAUACGGGGUAAUAAAACACAUCAUACAUAUGGAUAUACAUAUGUACAUACUAUACUAAUGCUUAAAUAAAUAAUACUUGUGAAUCAGUCAGUACAUUUUUUUGUUCGAGAAUCCAAAAUUUUUGAGUUAUUGAUUUUCUCAAUUAUAAGACUACACAUCAGCUAACAAUAAUUCUUAUUUGUUAGGAUUAUUAUCAAAAUAAUAAGAACAUAAGGUUUCCACUAUUAAUCUUUACCCAUUUUUGACCUCUAACCCAUUUUUGUAAUGUACACGAGUUUACGCACACAUUUAAUUCAUAUUAAAUGCUCCGUUAUCUCAUAAAAUUCCAACAACAGCAACAACAUACACUUUAUAACCAUAGAGUAAACAUUGCGGGUAAUAAAGAAAUUAUAAUUUGUUCUUAAAUAGUACUUGUACAUUAGGGCAUAACUUUUUAAAUAUAUUUAUAAGCGUCAAAUUGGCAUGCUUAUAACCCUUUCACACAAAAAACUUAACCCAUGGAUUGUUUAUGGAUAUGAUGACAUUUUAUAUAUGUUUAGUAUGUACGUGCAUAUUGAUAUUUGAUGAAUAAUGGAAAUAUGAUAUUAUCCUUAUUAGCAUGUAGUGCCAUUAAAUUCUAAACAAUAACAUAGUUUUCUUUUUAAAUAACUAUUUACUGUAGUUGUAAAUAUUUUGUGAAA
Messenger RNA from Lucilia cuprina (Australian sheep blowfly), 4795 nucleotides. RefSeq names its product thioredoxin domain-containing protein 9. The record is from RefSeq and is a predicted model, not a curated record. Gene Ontology annotation, cellular component: cytoplasm. The transcript has 3 exons. Gene Ontology annotation, biological process: microtubule cytoskeleton organization. Bases 219 to 869 code for a protein of 216 amino acids. NCBI's taxonomy places the organism in Eukaryota, Metazoa, Arthropoda, Insecta, Diptera, Calliphoridae.